Thlaspi arvense is the source of this 952-nucleotide messenger RNA. Lineage: Eukaryota; Viridiplantae; Streptophyta; Magnoliopsida; Brassicales; Brassicaceae. The record is from the annotation of a GenBank genome assembly.
AGAAAACGAAGAUACAUUUAUAUAUAUAUGCUCUGCGAGUUUCGACCAUUGGAUUGAAACUACUGCAUUUGUGGUUUUGCAUAAACCUACGUGUUCUUUUGUAAGCCAAACAAAACUUUUCAACAUUUCUUCGUCGAAACGAGUUGCAGAGCUAUAUGGUGUUUGAUUGGUUUUCACACUUUCAGUGGUCCCAAAAGAGGAGAGGAAAAAUAGAAAAGAAGCAAUUUUCUUCGGUUCGAUAUUCUCUUUAACCUCUUAACAUCUCUACUUUGGUCUUCAUCAAAUUCUCAAAUACUAUUGAAUGUCUCUUCAACGACCCAAUGGGAACUCGAGUUCUUCUUCUUCCCCCAAGAAGCACAAAACUGAGGAGAGUGAUGAGGAGUUGUUGAUGGUUCCAGACAUGGAAGCAGCUGGAUCGACAGGUGUUCAAAGUAGCAGCGCCGACGACGGAGCCAAUAAUCCGGAGAUUGACCAGACACAAAACGGAAUCUCAGACUCCAAACGCCGCCGUGGAAGAAACCCAGUCGAUAAAGAGUACAGAAGCCUCAAGAGAUUGUUGAGGAACAGAGUAUCGGCACAACAAGCGAGGGAGAGAAAGAAAGUGUAUGUGAGUGAUUUGGAAUCGAGAGCUAAUGAGUUGCAGAACAACAAUGAUCAGCUUGAAGAGAAGAUUUCUACUUUGACGAACGAGAACACAAUGCUUCGCAAAAUGCUUAUCAACACAAGGCCUAAAGCUGAUGACAAUCACUAAGAGAGAGAGAGGCUUUUGAUCAAUCCAUUGUUUACUGUUGUAUGAUUCUCUUUUUUUUGUGUGUGUUUGUGUGUUAUAGUAUUCAAUUUUUGUUCGAAUAAACGUUCAAUUUGAGCAGCACUGUACUCUCUCCAAUAUUUUGAAAUUUUUUUCUCCGUGGAUAAGAAGAAUGUGACUGAGAUUUGCAUAAUCAAGAGAGAC